Molecule: messenger RNA, 712 nt
Organism: Drosophila biarmipes
Lineage: Eukaryota; Metazoa; Arthropoda; Insecta; Diptera; Drosophilidae
Exons: 4
Coding region: 60-536 (158 amino acids)
Source: RefSeq, a predicted model, not a curated record
UACUCUAUAGGGCGGUCGGAUCGAUCAGGCGAGGCCUUCGGCCUGCUGUCAAAUAAGAGAUGAAAUGUCGGGAACCCAGGCUCAAGUCUUGCUGUUGCUGCGUGAAUCUGCGGAUGGGCUGCAGUUUUCUGGCGCUAUUCGAGAUUUUCUCAUCGAUACUAGGGAUCUUUGCGGGAGAAGGUGCUCGGCUUUUGGUGAUUGGCAGGGCUGCCUAUAUGCUGCAUUUUAUCGGAUCCAUUUUCCUUCUGAUAAGCACUUUCAUGCAGAUCGAAGUGCUGAUCCUCAUCUAUCUGGUGACCAACAUAGUCCAUCUGAUCUUCUCAACAGCCUUCCUUAUCGAGUACGCCGCAAGCUGCGGUUUCUGCACCCUGGAAGCCAUUCCGGUCUUUAUCACACUGAUCAGUGGAUUUUCCCUCAGUUUUAAGCCUAUAUUGCUGGCUGGUGGCCUUCUCCUACUUGCGACGCCUUCAAUGGGAAAACAAUCCCGAAAACGACGACUGAGGCUGACGGCAUAUAUCGUUAAUUCUGGAUCUUGAGUGUUUAUUCUGUGCCUUUUGUGUUGCUUCAGCGCUGUGUACUUUUCGUUUUUGGCCUUAAUUUCACACUAAUUUGUAAAUUUGCCUUUAAUGCCAAAGACAAAGAAGAAACCGAAAAGAGCAAAGUUCCGCAAAUUGUUUGCACAGGGAAAUAUAUAUUUUGUAUUCACCGAGUA